Molecule: messenger RNA, 2983 nt
Organism: Terrapene triunguis (Three-toed box turtle)
Lineage: Eukaryota; Metazoa; Chordata; Testudines; Emydidae
Gene: STK32A
Product: serine/threonine kinase 32A
Exons: 14
Coding region: 392-1582 (396 amino acids)
Biological process (GO): G protein-coupled receptor signaling pathway; regulation of signal transduction; protein phosphorylation
Molecular function (GO): ATP binding; G protein-coupled receptor kinase activity; G protein-coupled receptor binding
Source: RefSeq, a predicted model, not a curated record
CCAAGUCCACUUGCCUCAAACCAAGACUCCUCAGAAAGGAAACUUGGCUCCCUCCCUUCCCCCCAUCUGUCCAAACUGCAUAGCAGUGCAGUGCUCACAGCUGCUAUUUUUCCUGAGCUGCAGCUUCAGGUUGUUGCUGCCCUACUCCUGGCUACUAUUUCAGUCUCUUUGCUGCUUUCUCCCCCUCUCGCAAGGGCAGAUGUCUCAAAGCGUGGAAGCUGCAAAGGAAGAAUGCUAAAGGAACAACGGCUCAGGAUCAGAAGCAAAGGUUCUGCACAUAGCAAGUUCUACAGAUCUUCUGAGAGAGCACUAGAUGGUAAUGCUAACUUCAGCGCUAUGCGUCCCAGGCUGGUGAUGUAACUGCACAAGAGAACUUUGGGCAAACUUCACCAUGGGCGCAAACACCUCCAGCAAGCCACCGGUCUUCGAUGAAAAUGAAGAGGUGACCUUUGACCACUUUGAAAUUUUGCGAGCCAUUGGGAAAGGCAGCUUUGGAAAGGUCUGCAUUGUACAGAAGAAUGACACCAAGAAAAUGUACGCCAUGAAAUACAUGAACAAACAGAAAUGUGUGGAGCGUAAUGAAGUGAGAAAUGUGUUCAAAGAGCUGCAGAUUAUGCAGGGCCUGGAACACCCCUUCCUGGUUAAUUUGUGGUACUCAUUCCAAGAUGAGGAGGACAUGUUCAUGGUGGUGGAUCUACUUCUUGGAGGAGAUCUGCGUUAUCAUCUACAGCAAAAUGUUCGAUUUCAAGAAGCCACUGUGAAACUCUUUAUCUGUGAGCUGGCAUUGGCACUGGACUAUCUCCAGAGCAGACACAUCAUCCACAGGGACAUGAAGCCUGACAACAUCUUACUGGAUGAGCAUGGACAUGUGCACAUCACAGAUUUCAACAUUGCCACGAUACUGACUAAAGGGAUGCAGGUCACCACGAUCGCUGGCACAAAGCCAUAUAUGGCGCCAGAGAUGUUUAACUCAACAAAACCUACAGGCUAUUCCUUUGCUGUUGACUGGUGGUCUUUAGGAAUUACUGCCUAUGAGCUACUUAGAGGCCGGAGGCCCUAUCACAUUCGCUCCAACACAUCGACAAACGAAAUUGCUCACGUGUUCAAGACGGCUACUGUCAUGUAUCCUGCUGCUUGGUCUAAAGAAAUGGUGUCGCUACUCAAAAAGUUGCUUGAACCAAAUCCUGAGGAACGUUUUGCUCAGCUGAAAGAUAUCCAGGACUUUCCGUAUCUGGCUGAUAUUAACUGGGAUGCAGUCCUACAGAAGAGGAUAAUGCCAGGAUUCAUUCCCACUAAAGGUAGACUGAAUUGUGACCCAACCUUCGAACUUGAAGAAAUGAUCCUGGAGUCCAAACCUCUUCAUAAGAAAAAGAAGCGCUUAGCUAAGAAGGAGAAAGAUACCAACAAAAGCUAUUCCUCACAGGGCUGCCGUCUUCAGAAGCACCUGGAGUCACUGCAAAGGGACUUCAUUGUUUUCAACAGAGAAAAGAUGAGGAGACACCACAAUGAAAUCCAAGAGAAUAUAACACUGGCACAAACCAAAGACCCAGAAGAAGAAGACAGCCAGAACAACAACCUCUGAGCUCACUUAGCCUCUGCCCUGGUGUGUUCCCCAAGGGUUCAUUGCACACCUACACAUGUUCAUGGAGCUCGGUGAAUAGAAUUACCCACUGAUAAAAGGACAAUGCACAUACCCCAGCACGGGGUGUCUAAGCCAGAAAUUUGUGCACCUUUCUUUUCCUCCUUCCACCCUAGGUCAGGUGAAUACAGGGGACCAGGGAGAGGUCUUUAGUACUGCCCCUGCAAAUAACCUGACAAAAUUAACAAGAGUCAGAUCCUCCUUCUCUGCCGGAGAUGGUUGCAGGAAUUUGACCACAAGAAGAUGUCUCUUUUUCAGACGAGACCCUGAGUGCAGGAAGGAGGAGCUUAUCCUUGUGGAGCAGGAUGCCUGCUGGCACAACAUUUGGGUAUUGAGUGCCUAGUGUAAAUCUGGGCUAGGGAUCAGUUGAUUGCCAGUGGGAAGCAACAGAAGGGUAUUUAAUGCAUAAUUAGAUCUGUCACAUAGAAUCAAUAUUAGAGAUGAGCCAGCAGCAGAAUCACAGACCCAAACUUUUUGGAAGUUUGGAUUUUGACAUGAGCCUCAUAGCUUAGACUCAUCUCUAAUUGUUAGAGGCAGAAGGGGCUGCUCUCAGCCGCCAGGCAGAAGACAGGAUCUUUGCUUCCAGCAAGGUCUUUCUAAUAUUUCUUUAGUCUGUGGUAGGGAAAUGAUCUAGUUCCUCAAUAUGGGGAAAAGGCAAUAAUGGUUUCUUAUGUUUGUUUUGCUGUUUCUGAGUGAUGAAAUUCCCUAGCUUCCCUGACCUUAUGCUGUUGGGCAGGGCUGGCUCAGCAAUGGCUAAGAACAUGUGAACAAUGGGGACUGGUAGGGAAACCUACUCAUUUGGGUCAGAAAAGGAAAAGGUAGUAGCUCUGUAUGCUGGAUAACACGCUAGGGUGGAUGCUUCACUAGCACAUACUACAGACUAAGUUCACCACUGGCAUAAGCAGAUGCAACUCCAUUGAGUCCAAUGGGGUUGUGGCCCCUUACACCGGAGGUAAAUUUGGUUAUGCAUCUUUAAGUGUGCUAGAACGUCAACUUUGUAGUCUCCACUUCCCUUUCACUAAGGUGUUAGACAUGAACAUUAUGGACCAAAUUCAACCUUGGUCUAAGCAGCCACAAUGCCCAACGGUAACUGCACCAACUUACACCAAGACUGAAAUUGGCCAAAACACCUGGUUUAUAGUGAUGCUGUGAAUGAUGCUAUCUGUUAAAGCAUUAGGGCCCUGAGUUCUCACCUUCUUGUUUUGCUUCUGUCUUACUCUCACUGUGUGUUAAACUGUCUCCCAUCUGCCCAAAGCUGUUCUUUGUACCCCCCUGCGACUUCCGUUCUCUCCUUGUCUGAAUCUGAUCGAGUAGAAGUCUGAAUAAAAACAAGGUAUGAGACUC